CGUACGAGCUUCAUAAAGGCAGGUGUGUGAGCGUCCGCAAGUUGUCAAUCCUGACAUCCCUUGUCAUUCCUUCAAACACUCACACUCAUUUAUUUUUUGCCCUUCAAUUCCAUCAUACAUCACUCUAAUUCGCCAUGUACUCGACAAUCUUCGCAUUCUGCGUCCUCCAACUUAUUGUGCAGGCAGCACGCGCGUUGCCUCUGAAGGCACUCGGCAAGCGGGACGACUACCAAGGCGAUGCGACGUACUUCGAGACCGGGACCGGUGCUUGUGGAUAUACAGACAAUGAUAGUGAUCCCAUCGUGGCCAUUUCGCAUCUCAUCUAUGGCGAGGGCGGAAAUUGUAACCAGUGGAUUCAAAUCACCAACCCGGCCAAUGGUCAGUCGCAGUACGGACAAGUGCGCGAUGAGUGCGAGGGUUGCGGGCAGUACAAUAUCGAUCUGAGUCCAUCACUCUUCCAAAGCCUUGGGGAGGACUUAUCUGUUGGCCGGUUCGGGGUGGACUGGCAUUACAUGGACAAGAACUUCUCACCCUGAGCGGCCUACUAGGUCUCGCCUUGCUAUACGAUCAGAUGACCAUGAAACAGGACUGAGCGUGUUGCUUAGAGAAUCAAGCAUUCAAGUUAUUUGUAACCGCUUGUUU
Molecule: messenger RNA, 642 nt
Organism: Fomitopsis serialis
Lineage: Eukaryota; Fungi; Basidiomycota; Agaricomycetes; Polyporales; Fomitopsidaceae
Product: RlpA-like double-psi beta-barrel-protein domain-containing protein-containing protein
Exons: 5
Coding region: 135-536 (133 amino acids)
Source: RefSeq, a predicted model, not a curated record